Messenger RNA from Neogale vison (American mink), 3763 nucleotides. RefSeq names its product solute carrier family 16 member 7 (gene SLC16A7). Bases 333 to 1775 code for a protein of 480 amino acids. Gene Ontology annotation, molecular function: monocarboxylic acid transmembrane transporter activity. Gene Ontology annotation, biological process: transmembrane transport; monocarboxylic acid transport. Gene Ontology annotation, cellular component: membrane. The transcript has 6 exons. NCBI's taxonomy places the organism in Eukaryota, Metazoa, Chordata, Mammalia, Carnivora, Mustelidae. The record is from RefSeq and is a predicted model, not a curated record.
UCCACCCUCCACCCCCUCCUCCGCCGGGUGCGGCGGGCGAGGACAAGUCUAGGGACAUAAAUAAAUAAAUAAUUCCAUUCACCCGGGGACAGCGAAGCGGACCGGCUGCGGCUGCGGCGGCGGGGGCGGAACGGACUGCUGCAGCGCCCACCCCGUGCCAGACACCGGGUGAAAUAAUCCAGAGUCUGCUCUACCUCUCUCCCUUUGCAUUGCCUUCACAUAUCACUUCAAGGAACAGUGACUAGACUUAAAAUUCCACAGAUAAUCCAAAAAUAUCUAUUCAAGUUGGCAUCUAUCAACAGGUGACUUGAAUCUCGAAUAGAGGAGCAGAAAUGCCACCACCAGUCGGUCCCCCCCUAUACCCACCUCCUGAUGGAGGCUGGGGCUGGGUAGUGGUUGGAGCAUCUUUUAUCUCCAUUGGAUUUUCAUAUGCAUUCCCCAAAGCUGUCACAGUGUUCUUCAAAGAAAUUCAGCAAAUAUUCAACACUACUUACAGUGAAAUAGCCUGGAUAUCAUCCAUUAUGCUGGCUGUUAUGUACGCAGGAGGUCCCAUAAGUAGUGUUCUGGUGAAUAAAUAUGGUAGCCGACCGGUGGUGAUGGUAGGAGGUUUAUUAUGCUGUUUGGGAAUGGUCACAGCCUCUUUUAGUACCAGCGUAAUAGGGCUUUACCUCACUACUGGAUUCAUUUGUGGUUUAGGUCUAGCCUUCAACCUGCAACCCGCCCUAACAAUCAUUGGCAAAUACUUCUAUAAGAAACGGCCCAUGGCUAAUGGCCUCGCCAUGGCAGGAAGUCCUGUUUUCUUAAGCACGUUGGCUCCUUUCAAUCAGUACCUUUUCAAUACUUUUGGCUGGAAAGGAAGCUUCUUGAUUUUGGGGGGUAUACUGUUGAAUGCCUGUGUGGCUGGGUCCCUCAUGAGACCCGUUGAACCCAAACAAGUUGCCAAUCAGUCUAAAAAUAACAUUGGCAUAGGAGUGGAUGACUCAGGUGUGAGGAGCCACAGGAAGAAAUCAGCGUGGGAGAUAGUCAAUACGUAUUUAGAUUUCUCCCUUUUUAAGCAUAGGGGAUUUCUGAUAUAUUUAUCUGGAAAUGUCAUUAUGUUUCUAGGGUUUUUUGCCCCCAUUAUAUUCUUGGCUCCAUAUGCUAAAGACCAAGGAAUUGAUGAGUAUUCUGCCGCUUUCCUGCUGUCUAUUAUGGCUUUUGUUGAUAUGUUUGCUAGACCCGCUGGAGGACUUAUUGCAAACUCUAAACUUAUCCGCCCCCGAAUCCAGUAUUUCUUCAGUUUUGCAAUCAUGUUCACUGGAGUGUGCCAUCUCUUGUGCCCACUGGCAGAAGACUACACCAGUCUGGUGAUAUAUGCUAUAUUUUUUGGUCUUGGAUUUGGGAGUGUUAGCAGCGUCCUCUUUGAAACUCUCAUGGACCUGGUUGGCCCUCAAAGGUUUUCCAGCGCUGUAGGACUUGUCACAGUGGUGGAGUGUUGCCCCGUUCUCCUUGGUCCUCCUCUGGCUGGUAAAUUGGUGGAUCAAACUGGACAGUAUAAAUACAUGUAUAUAGCCUGUGGCGCUAUUGUGUUCCUCUCAAGUGUGUGGCUGCUCAUCGGCAAUGCUAUAAACUACAGAUUGCUUGCAAAGGAGAAGAAGGAAGAAGAAAGGAACAAGAAACUGCAUACACCUGAGUCCAGAGAGUCUGAACCCUUGAACAAACCUAAACACCAUGAUGUUGAUGUCAAAAGUACAAGAACAGAGAAUAAUUCCUCCGAGAGAGAAACUAAUAUUUAACAAGAAUCACAUCUCUGAUUUCAGUGUUUAUGACUUUCUUAGGAGUAUUUUUUUUUUUUCAAAAAUUGGGAAAGUUUUUACUUGAAAUGAGGAGUCAUAAUGAAGGAUGGAGAUGAGAUUUUCCUCGAUGGCAGGUUUUUAUAGGUUUGUUUUUUAACACUUGUUUGGAUAGUUCAAUUUUGAGAUUAUGCCUAGAAGGAAUCCAUGCAGUGGGUUUAUUUCCAUACAUGACUCUGGUUGUCAUGGUAAAAAUCAUUUUAAAGUCUUCCAGUGACUUCCAGUCUUGGUUAUAAAGAUCUGAAUCCCAAAACCCUGGUUUAAGUACUUAGAAGGCGUGUGUUUAAUCUAAUAAGAAUACCCUGUCCAAAUUUAAUUUUUUAGUGUUGAAUGGAAUUGAAGGAAAAUGAAUAUUCUUCUAGUGUGCAUGUGCACACACACACACACACACACUGACCUAUAUGUACACAUGUGCAGAGUAUCCAACGAACAAGACAAGUAGGUUCAAAAAGAAUAUUAUCACUUUUUUUAACUUUAAAAAUAAAUCUACUGAGGAUGAAGAAACCUGUUAUAUCUGCACACUACUUUACAAUGUGAAUUUUAAAGAUAAGAACAUCAGUGAAAAUGAGAACGAUCUUAAUUUGAAAAUGCAACUAACUGCGUGAAAAAAAUUUGCAUGUAUAAAAUAAAUUUGAAAAAAAAAAGUCCAUUUUAAACCAUUAUUUCUGAGCACUGUUAGAUUUGAUUAAUCCAUGCACGUGAUUUCUUUGAGGAUGGUCAUUAGUACCUGGUGCUAGAGAAUAGAACUCUCAAAUAAUUUUCAGAAUUCUUACUUCAUACGUAAAUCAAAUUAAAAGCCUAAGUGACUGCUCGCAAUGAGCUACGUUCAUUGAUUUUAAAAGGAUUUAGUUACAAAUCCAGAAAGUAAUAACCAGGGAUUUUUUUAAAAUCAGAACUCAGUCUACACUCAUUGUCAGACUGAGACUUCAAAAUGGAAUAUACCAGAAUCCUGGUCAACAGGCUGACAAAUAGGCCAAAUUCUAAUUUUUCCCAACACGUAACCGUGAUCAGAGGAUUACGGUUAGGAAUGAUCUGAGUAAAGCUGACUGAGAGUGAGGUGCUUAUAUACUGAGGCCUCCCAGUUCUGUCAUUUCUCACCCCUCCCUAAAAUGCAAAAGCAAAACACCCAGAAACCGAAACAGGCCUUUCACUCCGCCACUGAAAUUCCUCAGGCUGUAAGGAAUGGCCUCACUUCAAAAUCCCACCCCCUCCUGAUGAGACUUCUUACCGCCUGGAAAUAUAACUGGGAGACUGUGAGAAAAGGUUUCUAGAACUGGAGGCCGCUCGUGACUCCGUAUACACACUUGUGAAGUUUAUCACAGGAUAGCAAGAGGCCUGCAACAUUGCCCGUUGCCGGCUGGUGUAAUUUAGCAGUUUCUCAUUUUCAUAACGAUGUUAAAAUUUCUGAGAAUCUGAAUCACCCUUGAAUGUUCAGGCGUAUGAUAGUUACUGUGCACUGAGAACUAUAAAUACCAUUGAGAGUAAUACAGUACUUUUAAACAAGGAAGAAUUUGUGCCUUAGGGCUAAAGUCAUUAAGUAUUUACAUCAGUAAAUCUGAAGUUUAAGUUAAGAGUAUGAUUAAUGAAAAACAUUUAGUGCUUGAUUAUUGAAGUGAUGUUACUCUUAAGAUGUCAAAAGGAAUUUGCUUUUCAUUUUUUUUUUUUUAAAUUGCAGUGGAGGCAGAUGGUAUCUUAUUUCCUGUAAGAUUACACCUGGACACCAAGCUUUUGUGAUAAUUAACAUUAAGGAUUUGAUUUGUAAAAUUUAUGCACUGGCUAAGCAUGUGGCUCAUAUUUAGGAAGCUAUAUAAAGUCCUAUAUUUCAUUUAGCAUUCAUUUUGUUUGCAGAUGAAGAGGAAUUUGUAUUUUUUUAAAUAUUAAAUAAAGCAACUUGUGCCAAUACCAUAGGUAAAUAAAUCAGGCAAAAUGGG